AUGUCUCGCUUUCCAUUUAUCGGUUUCGAGACGAAGUUCAUUCGGGACUAUUUAAAAAACUGUCUGAAACUCGCUAAUUAUUUCGUUGACUUAAGAUUUGCCAUCCUCAAUCUGAUCGUGGAACGGUUACUCAUGAUCGAUACUUCUUGUGCAAAAGAAACGGCGCACGGUCAACAGGCGCUCGAACAAAAUGCGGCAGAAAUAUUUGAAAUGGAUUGUGUCGAUGUUGGAAUGUCGCAUGAAAAUCCACUGAAUAAGUUGGACGAAUGCAUGCUUUGGAUGUUCGAUUUUGUACAUGGCCAAUGCCACAACGACGAUGGGAGUUUUUGUCUCUCUUCUGCUUAUCCAUUUGUUAAAGUCAUGACUGACGUGUUUCAAGAAUCAGUUCUUCCUAUUCAAGGUUGUUUCACAGUACCGUUCUUGUGGUUUUACCUGUGCAGUUUCCGAGAGAUGAUCAGCAAUUAUUUCAUGAAGUGGCUUUGGAGGACUGUCCGAAGUCCAUCUGUUCCUCCAAAUUUACGUCUGAAUGCUUCUUGUUAUCUUGCAAGUAUUUUGGCCAGGGCAAAAUAUGUCAGUAUAGAGACGGUGUUGCUUCAUGUUCGCGAAUGGACUGACUGGCUUCAUCAGUUCAUCGACACCGACGACUCUGGCAGUAAUUCAUCCGCUGCUUAUUGUUACACAUUUUAUGCCAUCUGUCAAAGCUUGUUGUACGUCAUUGCCUUUCGAAUAAGGGAAAUAAUCUCUUUGCCAACCGGUGGGCUCAUUCAGAGGAAAUUUCUGUGA
Molecule: messenger RNA, 783 nt
Organism: Soboliphyme baturini
Lineage: Eukaryota; Metazoa; Nematoda; Enoplea; Dioctophymatida; Soboliphymatidae
Source: the annotation of a GenBank genome assembly